This is a messenger RNA of Folsomia candida, 2077 nucleotides long. Its product is annotated as lipase 3-like. Gene Ontology annotation, molecular function: hydrolase activity, acting on ester bonds. Gene Ontology annotation, biological process: lipid metabolic process. The record is from RefSeq and is a predicted model, not a curated record. Bases 499 to 1830 code for a protein of 443 amino acids. Lineage: Eukaryota; Metazoa; Arthropoda; Collembola; Entomobryomorpha; Isotomidae. The transcript is spliced from 15 exons.
GUUAUCCCACUCUCCAUGAAGAAGUCACGCAGGGAGGUGUUGAGGCAGGCAAGAAGAAGCCAGAGAAUUUUUUUGGUUAGGUAUCUUCGACUAAUUGAAUCCCAUUCUACAUUUGCAAAGGAUUUUAUUAAGUAGGCGAACGAGUUAACAUCGCCACAAAGGAAAAUCUCCAGCAACUUGGCAGCAUGAUUAUCUUCAAAAGUAGCAAGGUCACGCAAACUUGGUCCGAAUAGCAUUUGAAUUUAUCGUCAAAAAUAUUUGCAUAGUAAUUUGCAUGAGUACACCUGCAAAUACAAAUUUAAAGCCACAAAACUUGUUGGAUUGUGAAACAUGCAUAGUAAGUAAGACCAUGCAAAUUAUAAUCUUAUUAUCACGGCUGUCCUUAAGAAUAUUUUAGCAACUCAAUCCUACAGUGUGUUCAAUCUCAAGACCUAACAUUUCACUAGGAAAGGAAUACAAGUUAUUAAUAAUAUUGUGAAAAGGUGAAGCUUGUUGACAAUGGGUCACAAAAUCGAAAGUGAUUCCUCAGUAAUUAGGUUAAGUUUACUCGCAACAAGAGUCGUGAUCCUUUUCAAUGUGGUUGGACUCGCAAGUGCUCAACUUCCCAGUGAAUUCCAAAGCUCAAAGGAUCCAGUCACUGAUAUUUUCAGUUUGGCCCAAAUUUUGAAGAGGAGCAAUGAAAAUCCUGGAUCUCAAUUGACCACCCCAAUGCUGAUAAAAAAAUAUGGGUAUCCCGUGGAAAGCCAUAAAGUAGUGACAUCAGAUCACUACGUAUUGACAAUGCACCGAAUUCCACACGGAAAAAACGAAUUUUUAAGUGAAAAUGAAAUUGAGCAGAAAAAGCGUCCAGUCGUAUUCCUCCAGCAUGGCCUGUUUGCAAGCUCCUUUGAAUGGAUGAUGAAUUUACCUGAAAAGCUCCUAGCAUUAAAGUUAGCGGACUCUGGAUGGGACGUGUGGUUGGGAAACGCACGAGGAAAUGCAUAUUCCAGACAACAUUUGACCUUAUCUCCGAGUGAAAGAAAAUUCUGGGAAUUUAGCUUUCAUGAAAUGGGGGACAAAGACAUUCCUGCCGAGAUUGAAUAUGUAUUGAAUAAAACGGGUCACAAAAAGCUAAAGUAUGUCGGAUUUUCAAUGGGGACGACAAUGUUUUGGUCCAUGAUGUCGUUACAUCCUGAAAUGAAUGAAAAAGUGAGUCUCAUGGUAGCUCUAGCUCCAGUCGUCUACAUAAAUAAUAUGAUGGGAUUCCCACGAUUCCUUGCUCCAUUUCAUAGAUUAAUAAAGUACCUCUUGGAUGUUAUCGGCAACGGUGAAUUUCUGCCCCCUUGGCUUCUAAGAAUUUACAACGGGAUCGGUACAAAGCUCUGCUCAAACACGUGGAUAGCUGAAUCGAUAUGCGCUAACAUAAACUUUUUAUACUCUGGAUGGGAUCUGCCGCAAACUCAGAUUAAUCAGCUCCCUCUAUUCUACAGUCAUACGCCCUCACCCACGGCGACCAGGACUUUGGCACAUAUUGCUCAGCUUAUCCAUACCGGAGUUUUUUCUGAGUAUGAUUUCGGAUAUAGAGAAAAUAUUAUGCGCUAUGGGAAAUCAGUGCCUCCAAAAUAUAAUCUUAAAAAUACUACGGUACCAGUGGCUUUAUUAUGGGGUCCAAACGAUGCUGUUGUCAGUGCAAUAGACGUCAAAAGACUCGCAUCCGAGUUGCCCAAUUUGGUGUUUAAUUCUCCCGUUGAAUAUCCAUUGUGGGGUCACUUCACGUUUCAUCUCGGUAAGGACACAGAUGCACUAGUGAAUCCGGUUAUCCUAAACCUUCUUUCAACGUUCGACAAGUAGAGUCACCUUCGAUUUGAAACUCAUCCGAAAAAGUUCCUUGAGAAAAAGUUAGUUACCACAAAGUAUUUUUUAUCUAUGUAUUACCGUGUGCAGGUCCAAUGCAAAUAAUCCUGUGAAUAAUAUGCCAGUUAUAUAGGAUUCUAACUAUUUGACAAAUGUGAUUUUGUAGACUAAUAGCUCAUAAUUCAGCCUUUUUGUAUGACAAAUAUUAUAUUUCAAAAAUAAACAAGAAAUGUAUACAAUUUAA